AGAUCAAUGUGUCAUAUUUUCUCAACCCAGGCCACUGGGCAUCCUAGGUCUCCAUCUACCACCCACAGCCAUUUCUAUCCUCCCUCAGGCACCCAUUUCAACACUCCUGACUGUGCAACAGCUGGCCAGUCAGAUAAGAGCAGAGCGCGAUCCGUGGAGUUGGUGUGCAUGGAGCUGACAUCUUCCAGAGCCAGCAUCAUGGUGCAGCUCAUGGCCUGGGCAGGUGUGAUGACUCUGUUGAUGGUCCCCUGUGGCUCUGCUACAAAACUGGUCUGCUACUUCACCAACUGGGCCCAGUACCGACCGGGGUCAGCUCGAUUCUUACCCAAGGAUGUAGACCCCAACCUGUGUACUCAUCUCGUCUAUGCCUUUGCUGGGAUGGACAAUCACCAGCUCAGAUCUAUAGAGUGGAAUGACAAACUCUUCUACCAGGAGCUGAACGGCCUGAAGAAGAUGAAUCCCAAGCUGAAGACUUUGCUGUCCAUCGGGGGCUGGAACUUUGGUACCCAGAAGUUCACAGAUAUGGUGGCCACAGCCAGCAACAGGCAGACCUUUGCCAACUCAGCCAUCACGUUCCUGCGUACUCAUGAUUUCGAUGGCCUUGACCUUGACUGGGAGUACCCAGGGAGCCGCGGGAGCCCAGCAGUAGACAAAGAGAGAUUCACAGCCUUGCUGCAAGACUUGGCCACAGCCUUCCAGAAGGAAGCCCAGAGCUCAGGGAAGGAACAACUUCUUCUGACCGCAGCUGUCCCAGCUGGGCAAGACCACGUGGAUGCUGGCUAUGAGGUGGACAAGAUUGCUCUGAGCUUGGAUUUCAUCAACCUUAUGGCCUAUGACUUCCACGGCUCCUGGGAAAAGACCACAGGACACAACAGCCCCCUCUACAAGAGGCAAGAAGAGAGUGAGGCAGCCUCAAGGCUCAGUGUGGAUGCUGCUGUGCGGCUCUGGCUGCAGAAGGGGAUGCCUGCCAGCAAACUGAUCCUUGGCAUGCCCACCUAUGGGCGCUCCUUCACCUUGGCCUCCUCAUCAGACCACACAGUUGGGGCCCCGGCCACGGGACCUGGUGCUCCAGGCCCCUAUACUAGGGAAGGAGGGAUACUGGCUUACUUCGAGGUCUGCUCCUGGAAGGGAGAGCACAGAAUCAAGGACCAGAAGGUGCCCUACGCCUUCCAGGACAACCAAUGGGUGGGGUUUGAUGACACGGAAAGCUUCAGGGCUAAGGUCAACUAUCUGAAGCAGAAGGGUCUGGGAGGGGCCAUGGUCUGGGCCCUGGACUUGGAUGACUUCACGGGCUCCUUCUGUAACCAGAGCCAGUACCCUCUCAUCCGGACACUUCAGCAGGAGCUGAGUCUUCCGUCCCUGCCUUCAGGAAGCCCAGAAGAGGAAGUACCUGGGCCGCACCAGCCUCCUGAGCCAGAGCAGGGACCCAGCCCAGGGCUAGGCACCUUCUGCCAGGGCAAAGCUGAUGGGCUCUACCCCAACCCUAGAGACAAAUUCAGUUUCCUCGGCUGUGCAGGGGGGCGGCUGUUCCAGCAGAGCUGUCCCCCAAACUUGGUGUUUAGUGACUCUUGCAAGUGCUGUACCUGGAGCUGAGCCCCCGGGGCCCCGUUCAUCCCAGCCCGAGGCCAUGCCUGGGAUCCCCCAACAGCCUGCCUCUGUGUUCCCUGGGGGCUGCAGGCUUCUCUGUUCUUUCAAUGGCUCAGCUCCUUGGCUUCCGUUGGCACUCCGGGGCUUACCCCUUUACCUGCAAAAUACAUUUUUAGUUUUCGCUCCUGAUGGAGUAACUCAAAGAGUUUGCUAAAGCAUGCUGUUGACUCAGAAACU
Molecule: messenger RNA, 1824 nt
Organism: Phodopus roborovskii (desert hamster)
Lineage: Eukaryota; Metazoa; Chordata; Mammalia; Rodentia; Cricetidae
Gene: Chit1
Product: chitinase 1
Exons: 11
Coding region: 7-1593 (528 amino acids)
Biological process (GO): carbohydrate metabolic process; chitin catabolic process
Cellular component (GO): extracellular region
Molecular function (GO): chitinase activity; chitin binding
Source: RefSeq, a predicted model, not a curated record